AUGGCUUCAGAUGGGCAGCAAUUCCCUCCUCAGAGGCAGGAAACGCAGCCCGGGAAAGAGCAUGUCAUGGAACCUACUCCCCAGUUCACAAGCCCACACUAUAAGCCCUCUGAUAAGCUCAGAGAAAAGGUAGCGUUGGUGACUGGUGGGGACUCGGGGAUUGGCCGAGCAGUGUGCCACUGCUUUGCUCUGGAGGGAGCAACCGUGGCCUUCACGUAUGUGAAGGGUCAUGAGGACAAAGAUGCUCAGGACACGCUAAGAAUCCUCAGAGAAUCAAAGACCCCAGAGGCCAAGGACCCCAUUGGAAUAGCAGCUGAUCUUGGCUUUGACAUAAACUGCAAGAAGGUUGUGGAUGAGGUGGUCGAGAUCUUCGGCCGCAUCGAUAUUCUCGUCAACAACGCCGCUGAGCAGUACAAGACCACCACUCCCACUCUGGAUGAGAUCACUGAGGACCGGCUCGAGAGGGUUUUCAGGACCAAUAUUUUCGCUCACUUCUUCAUGGUCAAGCAUGCUUUGAAGCAUAUGAGGCAAGGGAGUUCCAUAAUAAACACCACAACAAUAGUGGCAUACAAGGGAAGUCCGGAGCUGUUGGAUUACACGGCCACAAAAGGUGCCAUAGUGGCCUUCACCAGAGGACUUGCACUUCAUCUGGUGGAGAGAGGAAUUCGUGUUAACGGUGUAGCUCCCGGGCCGGUAUGGACUCCGCUGAUUCCGGCCUCUUUCAGUGAGGAGGAAACGGCAAAGUUCGGCUCAGAAGUUCCCAUGAAACGAGCUGGCCAGCCUAUUGAGGUUGCACCUUCAUAUGUUUUCCUUGCCUGCAAUCACUGCUCUUCUUACAUAACUGGCCAAGUUAUCCAUCCUAAUGGUGGGUUGCUAUUUUCUACUCAUGUAAUUUGUAUUACUCUUGGCAUUGUAGCGUUUUCUACUCAUUCGUUUCUUGGUUGUGUUGUUUUGGCAGGUGGGGCUAUAGUUAAUGGUUGAAGACGUCUGCUAAGAGUUUCUUAUGCUGGUUUGUGGCAU
This is a messenger RNA of Morus notabilis, 1020 nucleotides long. Its product is annotated as NADPH-dependent aldehyde reductase 1, chloroplastic. Lineage: Eukaryota; Viridiplantae; Streptophyta; Magnoliopsida; Rosales; Moraceae. The record is from RefSeq and is a predicted model, not a curated record. The transcript has 3 exons. Bases 1 to 981 code for a protein of 326 amino acids.